AUGGCCUCCGCAUUCGCCAAGUACGAGGACUCCACGCUGCGCAAGGUCCUGGCGGUGACCCUGAAUGCGGGCACCGCCGACGGCAGCGCGGCACCGCCCGUGGUGCACCUGGCGGCGCUGGCCGAGGAGCUGCAGGCGGAGGCGGGCAGCGGCCCGGGCGAGCUGCUGCUGAGCGGCGACAACCUGGAGCGAGCGCUGAUGGCGCGCCUCAGCGAGCCGCCUGCCGCCUACCCACAGUGGCCGGUGCACUACCUGAUCGGAGUGUACGCGCGGGCAGCAGGCGAGCGCUGGUCGGACGAGCAGCGCAACGUGCGCAUGCUGAAAGACCCCGCCCAGCAGGCGGCGCUGGCGCAGACGCUGGGCCUGUGCCGCCAGCUGGCGGUGUCGUAUGCCGGCCUCACCCUGCUCAUGGAUAUGUUCCCGCAGCACCCGGAGGCAGAAAAGCGCGGCGCGCUGCAGCUGCUGGAUUCUUUGGAUGUGGCAGCCGCAGCCUCCGCCUUGCCUGGCCUCGCGGGGCCCGCCACCGGCGCCGGCAGCAGCGACGGCGGUGCUGCGGCGGGGGGCGCGCUGCCCAUGCCGCCGGGCUUUCUGGAGGACUUUGGGGCGCGGUUUGCGGAUGAGGGGCUGGGAGAUGUGAUGAGUCCUAUAGCUGCGGAGCUGAUGCGUCGCGGCGGCACCGUGUCGCUGCUGGGUGACUUCUCAGGCAUCGUGUCCCUCCUCUCCCGCCUGGCCGCCUCAAAGCCGCUGGCGCUAGCCCUCACCCGCCUGCCCUCCUGGCUGCCGCCACAACAGGACGGGCGCACGCUGGAGCAGUACAGCGUGCUGGGACCGCUGUUUGGGGUCAGCUGCACCCUUGACAUCGCCGCCAUGGGCUCGCCCUCCCGCCGCCUCCCAGACGUGGCGCAGCAGUGCUUUGCGGGGGCAGCCACGAGGCGCCCGGCAGACGUGCGGCAGAGCAUGCAGAGCCUGGCGGUGGCGGCGGGGCAGCUGCGCCAGCAGCUGCACUCUCUGCUCAUGCUCUUCCUCAAAAACCAGGACACGCGAGAGGCGGCGCUGGCCUGGCUGGCCGCCGCCCUCAACUCCAAUCUGGAGCGCACCAAGAUGCAGCCCAACCCGGCCAAGUCCGCCACCGACGGCUUCAUGCUGAAUGUGGCGGGGGUGCUGCUGCGGCUGUGCGAGCCGUUUGUCGACCCCCUCAGCGGCAAGGCCUGGGGCAAGCUGGACACGAGAUAUGUGUGUGACCCUUCGGCCCGCCUGGUGCACGGCCCCGACGCCACCCGCCUCAACGCCGACUCAGACCAGGUGGCGGCUUGGUUCCGGCAGCAGGGCCCGCCGGCUGAUGGCAAGUACCACUUCAUCUGCGAGUGCUUCUUCAUGGCGGCGAGGGCUCUGCAGCUGGGCCUGAAGAAAGGGCUGGACAGCUAUCAGAUGAUCGCCCGCCACGCCCGCCACUAUGAGGAGGACCUGGCGGCGAUGCAGCGGUGGGUUCUGGUGGCGGUACUAUUGCAGGGCCCCUUGGCAGGCAUGCCUCAGGCUCAGGUCAUGGCACAGCGCGCAGAAUGGCUCAAAUGCGCCGCGAUGAGCCUGGAGGCGCUGCUGCAGGACCAGGCGCUGCUCACAGAGGCCCUGGCGUUCUACAGGCUGUCUGCGGCCUACAUGCUCCGCCUGGCAUCGCCCACCGCAGCCGCCGGCGGGCCGCCCACGCUGCCGCUGCCCGAGCCGCCGGCCCCGGCCUUCUGUGUGCUGCCGGAGUACUAUGCCGAGGACCUUGGGGAGGUGCUGCUGUGGGUAGGGCGCGUCAGGCCCGACCUGGUGGAGGCGAGGCGCAUGGAAGAGUUUAUGGUUUUCUUCACCUCUCUGCUGGGGGCGCAGGCCUAUGUCAAGAAUGCGUACCUCAGGGGAAAGAUGGUGGAGGCGCUGCACUCGUACAUGCCGCCAGAGGCCUCUGAUAGGCAGCGGUACCGCAUCCCCGCCUCUGCUGCCGAGGUGGCCAUGCUGUUCGAGGUGCACCCGCUGGUCAUCCAGCACAUCGUGCGCAGCCUCAUCCAGCUGUACAUCGACAUCGAGAUCACUGACCGGCACAACACCUUCUACGAGAAGUUCACCACGCGGUACCAGAUCGGCGAGAUCCUGUGCUACCUGUGGAACCUUCCGCAACACCGCGCCAGCUGGCGCGUCAUGGCGCAGCAGCAGCCCAAGCUGCACGUGCAGUUCAUCCACGUGCUGCUCAACGACAGCCAGUUCCUGCUGCAGGACGCGCUGGAGAUGCUGCCAAAGGUCCAGGAUACGGAGCGGCUGCAGGCGGACGCAGCGGCGUGGGCGGCGCUGCCCCACCAGGAGCGAGAGGAGCGGGAGUCGGUGCUGCACCAGCAGCAAGGCCUGCUCAAGAACAACUUCAUGCUUUCUUCCAUCAUCAUCAAGCUGAUGCAGUCCACAGCGGAUGACCGCGAGGUGUCAGCUUGCUACUUUGAUGCAGCGGUACGCAACCGUACCGCAAAAAUCAACGACUUCUUCCUCAAGUACCUCACGGUGCCCGAGGAGCGGCGGCGGCUGCGUGUGAAGGACCCCGAGCAGUACCACUGGCACCCCAAGCGCCUCAUCACGCAGCUGGCGCAGAUACACAUCAGCCUGUACCGGGCGCGGCGCGGCGAGUGGGUGCAGGCGGUGGCGGCAGACACAGACUACUAUGGGCGAGCCCCGCAGCUGUUCACAGAGCUGCUGUCGCUGCUGCGAGAGCUGGGGCUGCUGCCGGAGGACGAGGUUGCUGAGCUGGCGGGCAUGGUGUCUGCGGUAGAGGAGUACAAGGCAUCGGUGGAGGAGGAAGAGGAGGCGUUUGAGGAUGUGCCGGAGGAGUUUGAGGAUCCUCUGCUGGGGGGCCUGAUGCGGGACCCAGUGCGCCUGCCCUCGGGCAACGUGGUGGAGCGCAGCAGCAUUGUGCAGCAGCUGCUGUCAGACCCGCGAGACCCUUACAGCCGCCAGCGGUGCACCGAGGAGGAUCUGGAGGCGCUGCCCGACCUGCAAGCCAGGAUCGAGGCGUGGGUGCAGGAGCAGCGCAGCAAGCGGAUGCGGACAGACUGA
Messenger RNA from Chlorella variabilis, 3078 nucleotides. RefSeq lists its product as hypothetical. The coding region runs from base 1 to 3078 and encodes 1025 amino acids. Gene Ontology annotation, biological process: protein polyubiquitination. The record is from RefSeq and is a predicted model, not a curated record. Gene Ontology annotation, molecular function: ubiquitin-ubiquitin ligase activity. Lineage: Eukaryota; Viridiplantae; Chlorophyta; Trebouxiophyceae; Chlorellales; Chlorellaceae. The transcript has 35 exons. Gene Ontology annotation, cellular component: ubiquitin ligase complex; nucleus; cytoplasm.